CAGGAAAUCACACUCGGGACAAAAAUCAUCAGUUCCUGAACCUACUCCUUUGGAAGUCUACGCAGAUCCCUACAGUGUUUCCAAAGCUUAUACACCUGACACAUUUGCAGGGGCACAUAUUUCAGAUGUCUUAGCUGAAAAUGAACAGCUUAAACUAAAGGUUGAGAGACUUGAACUUGAAGGCCACCAAGAGAGAGUGGAUCUCAACAAAGCUAUAGCUGAAGUAGAGGCUGUUGCUAGGAGAGACAGAGAAAAUCUGCUACAAGAGUUGAAUACAUUACGGCAAGAAAAUGCUGCUGAGAAGCAGCGACUAAUAACCGAGCAUUCGCUCCAAUAUUCCAACAGUAAACUGGCUGAACUUCAAAACACAAUAGAUUCUCAACAGGUUAUGCUAAAACACCUAAAACAACAAACCAAAGAUCUGAAGAUUGAUCGUGAUGAUUUGGCUGCAUCAAGAAUAAGAGAAGCUGCGCUAGAAAUGGAGGUCAAAGAGUUGCGUAAUGAGCUGAGGGAGGCGCGGGAAACACAAUCUCCGGAGAUGAAACAUUUUAAUGCCAUACAGAACAAAAUCGCUGAGAUGGAACAAAGACAUUCACAACGAGAGCAAGAACUGAGACAAAUCAUACGAAACACUCAA
Molecule: messenger RNA, 637 nt
Organism: Owenia fusiformis
Lineage: Eukaryota; Metazoa; Annelida; Polychaeta; Sabellida; Oweniidae
Source: the annotation of a GenBank genome assembly